Messenger RNA from Ictidomys tridecemlineatus (thirteen-lined ground squirrel), 1559 nucleotides. It is a transcript of the gene Echdc2, whose product is annotated as enoyl-CoA hydratase domain containing 2. The record is from RefSeq and is a predicted model, not a curated record. Gene Ontology annotation, molecular function: catalytic activity. Lineage: Eukaryota; Metazoa; Chordata; Mammalia; Rodentia; Sciuridae. Gene Ontology annotation, biological process: fatty acid beta-oxidation. Gene Ontology annotation, cellular component: mitochondrion.
CCUCGCCCGCCGCCGGAACUACGCGUCUUCGGCGGAGCCCAGGCAGCUGCGGAGCCAAGUAGCACCUUCCCAGCCCGCGCGAUGCUGCGCGCUCUGGGGCUCCUGCGCCCUUGGAGGCCCCUUGGGGUCCGCGCCUGCACCUCCGAUGGGACUUCAGGGGGCCAUGAAAUCCAAGUGCGCGCCCUGGCGGGUCCCGACCAAGGAAUCACUGAGAUUCUGAUGAACAGACCCCAUGCCCGCAAUGCCCUGGGAAACAUCUUCGUCAGCGAGAUGCUGGAUGCUCUGGCCCGGCUACAGGAGGACCAGAAAGUGCGUGUCCUGCUCUUCAGAAGUGGAGUGAAGGGUGUGUUCUGUGCAGGUGCAGACCUGAAGGAGCGGGAGCAGAUGAGUGCAGCAGAGGUGGGGGUCUUUGUCCAGCGACUCCGAGGCUUGAUGAAUGACAUUGCAGCCUUCCCAGCACCCACCAUUGCAGCUAUGGAUGGGUUUGCCUUGGGCGGGGGCCUGGAGCUUGCCCUGGCCUGUGACCUUCGAGUGGCAGCUUCCUCUGCGAUCAUGGGACUGAUUGAGACAACUCGAGGGCUCCUCCCAGGGGCAGGAGGGACUCAGAGGCUGCCCCGCUGCUUGGGGGUGGCCCUGGCGAAGGAGCUCAUCUUCACAGGCCGACGUCUGAGUGGCGUACAGGCCCACACACUGGGACUAGUGAAUCACACCGUGGACCAGAACAAGGAAGGUGAUGCUGCCUACCAUCGGGCACUAGCACUGGCUCAGGAGAUUCUACCCCAGGCCCCCAUUGCUGUGCGGCUAGGCAAGGUAGCCAUUGACCGAGGAAUGGAGGUGGACAUCACAUCAGGGAUGGCCAUUGAAGGGAUGUGUUAUGCCCAGAAUAUCCCAACCCAGGACCGGCUGGAGGGCAUGGCAGCCUUCAGGGAGAAAAGGCCCCCAGAGUUUGUUGGCAAAUGACAUUUAACCUUAAGUAUAGGACAUGCAUGCCUUGAGCAAGAUCCAGAUGGAAAGUUUGCAGCAGGAUGACCCUCAUCACUUCACCUCUUUGGCCUUCAGUUUCUUCACAAGGAUGAUGAUGGACAUAAAAUGGCUAGGGUUGUGCCUGAUACCAAGGUGCUAAUCACGUGUCUACUGCCACUUUCCUUAUUACUCACAUUGGCUACAUAAUGAUUAGUAUCGGAUUUACUUUGGAGAAUCCCUGGCUUUCAGUGAUCAGGUAAUUACUAGAGUCAGCAAGGGGUUUUAAGAAGGCCCUCGUUUUUUCCUCUGGAAAAGAAAGAAUAAAUAAAUCCUAGUAUUGAUUGAACACUGUAUCAGGAGUUAGACUGCCAAUUCCAGCUUGGACACUUUCUUGCUAUAUGACCUUGGACAAACCAUUUAGCCUCUAUAGGCUUCAGCUUCCUUUUCUAUAAAAUGAAUCUGUUGUGAAGAUUUAAAAACCCUCAUGUUCAGGGCUGGGAUUGUGGCUCAGUGGCACUUGCCUAGCAUGUGUGGGGCACUGGGUUCAAUUCUCAGCACCACAGAAAAAUAAAUAAAAAUAAAGGUACUGUUGUCUA